UUAUUGUCACUGGAACAUAGCUGUAAACAAUCAUAAUCACCGAUAUGAUGAAGGCUGUGGUUCUCCUUCUUUUGGCCCUGAUAACAGUGGCCUGUAGCUCCCACGUUGAUGUUAUUCACCACCACAGUAAACAUGGGCAUGGAUAUGGAAUCAGUAGCAGAUAUUUCAAAAAGGGUCAAGGACAUGGGUAUGGAGGCUACUUGCUUGGCUAUGGAAAUCAAGGACUUGGGCACGGCGUUCACAAAAGUUAUGGUCUUGGUUACGGAGGCUAUGGGUUAGAAGGAUACGGUGAUUCUGGGUUAGGAUAUGACAAUUACGACUUGGGAUAUGGAAAUUAUGGACUAGGACAUGGUGAUUAUGGUCUUGGCUAUAGAGGGCUUGGACUAGGACAUGGUGAUUAUGGUCUUGGCUAUAGAGGCGUUGGACUAGGAGGAUAUGGCGUUUAUAACGAUGAAUAUGCAGGUAGUCUCGGAUAUUACGGGUCCAGUGGAUUGUGAUUAAAAGGGGAUUUUUUAGAUGAAUAUGAGACAGAACUGGUAAAAAAAAGAAAUUAUGCUGUUGUGAUGAAAUGUGUAUUUAUUUAAUGGACUACAGUAAAGCACUUGAGAGUACCUACUUAAGGAAAGAUUGUAUUCUUGGAAGAUGUUCUAAGCCAAUUGUAAUGUAAAAGGAAGGAAAAAAAUAGUAAUAAAAAGUGUUUUUUAAAGGUU
Stegodyphus dumicola is the source of this 710-nucleotide messenger RNA. RefSeq lists its product as uncharacterized. The record is from RefSeq and is a predicted model, not a curated record. NCBI's taxonomy places the organism in Eukaryota, Metazoa, Arthropoda, Arachnida, Araneae, Eresidae.